Staurois parvus is the source of this 337-nucleotide messenger RNA. NCBI's taxonomy places the organism in Eukaryota, Metazoa, Chordata, Amphibia, Anura, Ranidae. The record is from the annotation of a GenBank genome assembly.
UUCCAUGUUGUGUGUACUGUGGUAGACCAGAUAUAGUGAAAGCAGGGUCCGGGGAGAGCGGAUAUAGUGAAUGUAGGGUCCAGGGAGAGCGGAUAUAGUGGAUGCAGGGUCUGGGGAGAGCAGAUAUAGUGAAUGCAGGGUCCGUGGAGACCAGAUAUAGUGAAUGCAGGGUCCAGGGAGACCAGGUAUAGUGAAUGCAGGGUCCGGGGAGAGCGGAUAUAGUGAAUGCAGGGGUCCGGGGAGACCAGAUAUAGUGAAUGCAGGGUCCGGGGAGACCAGGUAUAGUGAAUGCAGGGUCCAAGGAGAGUGGAUAUAGUGAAUGCAGGGUCCGGGGAGA